AUGCUUGACAAAGCUGUUGAACUUGGUCUGUCUGUGGAUGAAUGCAAAAGUGGUGAACAAAAGAAAGCAGCUGAGGAGAUCAUGAAAGGAACUGGAGUGCGGAGUAUAUCAGGCUACAAAAGCAAACAACUUCCUUUGCAAGGUAUUAACUGGAAAAGGUUAGCACACUUAGAAAUGGAGGAAUGUAGGCUAAAAAGAGCUGGUGAACUAGGACUAGAAGAAUAUAAAUCUCAGAUACAGGCAGAAAAACAACAGAUUAAGCAGGAGCUUAGCAAACACAAACUGUCCAGUGCUAUGAAGAGUUUUAUUGAACACUUAUUUGAAACUGAAAAAGAAAAAAGACACUUUUUUCUAAAAUGGAUGAAACUUAAGCUUUAUAGACAUUCGCGGUCUGUCAUUCAAAGGUCUUUACUGCAUUGUGAAUUGACAGAGCCAGAACAAAAAGAAGAUAAAGCUUUGCUGGAUAGCUCUUUAGGAAUAGAGCAUUACAUGAGAGAGAUGGCACUGAUCUAUGAGGUUUCCUUGCAGUCACAAGACACUGAAAUGCUCUUGGAUGGAUAUCCUUUAGAACUCUUGGAUGGAGAUGCUUCCAAUGUCCCAGAGAGAUGGGUGAUAGAUGUGCUGAUGGAGCUUCACAGGAAGGUUGGGGAGCAGAGCAGACUGUUGGUACUGACUGUGUUGGGUGUUCAAAGUACCGGGAAGUCAACACUUCUCCACCUCUCAAACACUAUGUUUGGUGUGCAGUUUCCUGUCAGCAGCGGCAGAUGCACAAGAGGAGCUUAUAUGCUCUUCCUUAAAGUUGGAGAGGAUUUGAAAAGUGACUUAAAUUGUGACUUUGUUGUCCUCAUUGACACAGAGGGUCUGAAGUCUCCUGAUCUUGCACAACUAGAGGACAGUUAUGAACAUGACAACCAGCUGGCAACUUUUGUCAUUGGCUUAAGUGAUGUCACCAUUAUUAACAUUGCAAUGGAAAACUUGACUGAAAUGAAAGAUGUCCUGCAAAUCACAGCUCACGCAUUCUUAAGAAUGAAGCAAAUUGGUAAAAAACCAGUUUGUCAUUUUGUUCAUCAGAAUGUUGCCAGAGUUUCAGCUCAUGCAAAGACCAUGAUUGAAAGAAAACAUCUCUUAGACCAACUCAAUGAAAUGACUCAAAUUGCAGCUGAAAUGGAAAGGCAGCCUUCUAUAAAAGCAUUCACAGAUGUGCUGGACUAUGACAUAGAAAAGAACAACUGGAACAUCCCAGGACUCUGGCAUGGAACCCCACCAAUGGCACCUGUGAACAUUGGUUACAGUGAAGCUGUGGCAGAUUUCAAACAAAAUCUUUUGGAUACAGUGAAAAGUGACAGAACUAAUGAAGUCUCAAAGAUACCAGAGUUUCUAGAAUGGAUGAAAAGUCUCUGGAAAGCAGUCAAGUAUGAGAACUUCAUCUUUAGUUUCAGAAACACCCUUGUGGCUCAUGCCUAUGACAACUUGUGCAAAGAAUUCAAUCAAUGGGAAUGGGACUUUAGAAAAGAGAUUCUCUCCUGGCAGAAUAAAGCAGAGUUAGAAAUCUUAAAUGCUGACAAUGAAGCUGAGGUGGAGACUUGGAACAGAUUGGUUGCAUCAAAAAAGGGAGGUGUCAGACAAAAUAACAGACCAACAAACAAACAAAAAACUACAAAAUAUAAAAUAAACAAAAUAAAGGAGAAACUCAGUGACUACUACAAAAAGAAAGACAGACACAUAAAUCUGAUAGAGAAAUACAAAGUUGACUUCAUCAACAGUAUCAACAGUCUGGCAAAUGAAAUUCAACAUUCUGUGCAUAAUAAACUGGAUUGUGUUCUUGAGCAAAAAAUAAGUUCAAAAAAGGUUCAGGACAUUCAGAGAGAAUACAGAGCUGUGAUUGAAGACCAGGUCAUGAAGCUCCUGAGUGACUGCAAAGAGUCCACACUGACUGAUGAACAACUGACACAUGAGUUUGAAAAGAUGUGGAAUGGAGCUACUGUAAAUGUGUCUGGCCUGAAAGAGCGAGAUAUUGCAGCAUGUGUCCUCAAUCAGUUGAGAAAGAAUUUCUCAAAUCUGAAUGUCAAUAAAGAACUGCAGAACAUUGGAGACCUAACAGAUAUCGGGAAGGAUCAAUUUAAAACCACAAGAGACCAUGUAGACUCCUAUAUGAAGAAGUUUCAAUAUUGGUUUAGUGGAGAUUUGCAGAGCUUUGCAGACAGUGUCAUUGACACUUCCACAAAGUUUGUUCUUGAUAAAACAAAGGCAAAUGGAGAUUAUCAUGACUCCUUCACAAGGGAUAUUCUGAAAAAAAUAGAUGAAUCCCUUCAACGAAACUACAGGCAUUACAAAACAAAUUCACAGUUUGAGAUUGAGCUGAAACUUCACAUUUGUGGCAUUGCCUCAAGAGAGUUUCUCAAAAUGCACAAAAAAUUCUUGUCAGAGAAUGAUCCACAAACUCAGUUGGAAAAGUACAAGACUCAGUACUUGUCAGAUUUUCUUGACUUAUACAAACAAAAAGAUGAUUGCCAACAUAAAGCAACUGCUUUUGUCCAAUUGUGUAUCAAACCUGCUGUAGAAGAGUACAUCAGUAGGUCUCUGGGAGUAGAUAUUGUGGAUGAAAUUUUGACAAGUUGCCAUUCAGCAGAGUACAGCUCACGUUCAUUUUUCCAGUACAACAUUCAGAAAGAGCUGCUGAAAAACAAAGACUUUGAGAGUUUUGUCAAGUACAUUGGUAACUAUGAAAUAUAUGUGAAGGAUUGGAUAUUUCAGCACAUCCUGAAAAAAAUGGCAGAGGACAAAACUUUGUGCAAACUGAAGAACAAGAAUCUGCAGGUCAUAGUUAGAAAAAUAACAGAGGCAAUAGAGGAGGCCUCAAAAAGAGAGGAUGGUGCUCUGCUGCCAGACAACAAGGAGAGCAUCACAGAGCUCAUCAGCAACAUGCGCACAUAUUUGACUAAAGACAUCUCACUUUCAGGUUGA
This is a messenger RNA of Lates calcarifer (barramundi perch), 2964 nucleotides long. RefSeq names its product interferon-induced very large GTPase 1-like. Gene Ontology annotation, molecular function: GTP binding. NCBI's taxonomy places the organism in Eukaryota, Metazoa, Chordata, Actinopteri, Centropomidae. The record is from RefSeq and is a predicted model, not a curated record.